This is a messenger RNA of Podarcis lilfordi (Lilford's wall lizard), 19259 nucleotides long. NCBI's taxonomy places the organism in Eukaryota, Metazoa, Chordata, Lepidosauria, Squamata, Lacertidae. The record is from the annotation of a GenBank genome assembly.
CAGCAAUUCCCAUUCCCAUCAGGGUGCUGGGCUGGAUGGAGAAGUUUAAACAGGGUCUACUUCCCCCCAGUUUUUGCUGCUGCUAAAUCAGAGGGAUCUUGGGGUUGCGUCAGGGUCUUGGGAUUGGGGUUACACUUCCUUGGUUUGAGAUACUUUGUACGUGGAUACUCCAGCACAGGACAGAGGAAUCUUUUUCGUUCUUAGGGCAUUUCCCCUUCCUUCCUGGGCAACCAGGGGCUGUAUGCAACUGGUGGGUAGGGCCAGAGACCAAAGUGAUCGGAGCAACAGAUGUACUUCUAAGCUGUAUCCCAGCCGUUCAGAAGUCAGGUGUUUCUCUACAUCUGCACAUCCAUCUCUCCAUCUAGCCAACCAAGAGACGGAUACAUUCCGAACAGGCAAAGCCACUUUGGGGUGGGGUGGAAUAGGGCUGGCGAAGAACAUGGUCUGAGCAGAGAGUCUUGUGGUCUGUGGAGAGUCUUUAAGGAUCAGAUAGGGAGCCUGGAUUUUGGCCCAGAGGCAUGAGGUUUCCCAUCGCUUCUUUACUGUAUCAAUGACCUUUUGCAUCAGUUUCUCACUUAGGGUCUUGCUAAAGAUUUUCCAAACUUUGUUCAGCCAUCUGUUGUAUAUUAAAUUAGGAGGCCAGUAGAGAUGCAACUUUUAGCUGUGUUUUUUAGCUUUUAGCUCUUGUGGUUUUAAACACUGCAGUGCAAGAUGCUAAAAAGAGCCGCUUUUUCUGGUGGUGGAAGAGGGGUGCAACAUACUGGCCACAAACUGACAGAGCUGGCAAGGAUCUUAAGAAAGGUUGAGCUGCGAUGCCUUAAGGACCGUCAUGAGAAUCACACCAUGAAGUUGUGGAGUAACAACUUGUCCUUUGGCAUUCAGAAGAGACUUUAUAGCCCUUUUUGCCAUGGAUCCACUUGCUAAAAAGCACACGUGCAGGUUUCUCUAGAGUUCAUGGCUGUAGAGUUGGCUGCAGGGUGUUGGACAGAGAGCCUGACUCUAGUCUCUUCUGCCAUCUUAAGUUAUUGAUCUAUGAAAAAUAAUCUAUGAAUAAUCCUCGGAGGUGUCAUGACUUUUAGAAUUAUUUUGGAAUGUGUUUCAACAUAGGUUAAAAAAAAUCUAAAGUAGAUUUAAAACUCAGGAGGAUACUGGGUCAGUUUUUCACACACACAUUUUUGAAUUUCUUUUGUAUUUCCUAGGGAGAAAGCAUUAUAAACGCCUUGGAAAAUCUUACCUUAGUUGCCGCAGAUUUUUGAUAGUAUUCUGAUAUCAGACCUGCACCCUAGAUGGUUCAGGGAUGAGCAAGCAAGACAUAAGUUCUUGUUUCACUCCCAUCCCUCAGUGCACAGGGCUUGCAGAAAAAUACUGUAGUCAUCUGCACACCUUGUUGUGCUGCAUUAUUGAAUCCUGUGGGAUUUCUAAGCAAAUGUAAUUUGAAUACAUCUGCAAAUUCCAUUUUUUAUCAGCUCCCUUAGUGGGAAAAAAUGAAACGGAGCAGGAGGAUUUUAAUAUGAAAAUAUAUUUCAAAUAAGUCUUGUGUUCUUCACUUGCCUCCAGUUAAACUACACAGUGGGUGACAUCCGGUAUUAGUCAUACUUAGAGCAGACUUAUUUAAAUCAAUAGGUUUACUCUGAUUUUGAUAUUGCCUCCUAUUUCUAUGAGAUAUCUAAAGUUUUGACAUUGCUAUAAACUUCAAGAAGUGCUUUAAGAAAGUACAUUAGACAUUUCAAAAAAGGAAGAUUUGUAUUCAAGUAUAAUCUUCAAUACAGUUUUUUUUACUGCUGCAGAUUUGCUAUUUGAAAAUCUAUCCCUGCAUCAUCAAUACCAUCUGAUGAUUUGUUUUUACAUUUCCUUCCUCCGCACAUGCAUGAGAGCACACAAACAAAGACCACUCUUGAAAAAGCCUUUUCAAAUAAGAAUUUGUGAUUUGCAUUCCCUGGAUUUUGUUUUAACGCUUGACUUGUGCUUGGCACUCAUUUUGCCAAUCUGUGUGCAGUAUUUUCUUACUGUGAUAAUCUAUCAAGGCAUUCAUAAUACCUGAAAAAUGCAUUGUGAACAGCUUGCUUAUGACUAUUGAUGUGUGGCCCAGGACAGCUGGUGGAAGUGAGGGGAAAAUCUUGGCUGCUGGAACAGAUAUAGAAAAUGAGUUACUUGGAAGGACUGAGGCUGGUUUGGGGUAGUGUAGAGAAUAGCAAGAGUUGCACAAGUUUUAUUUUGGAGGUCAAGGCAUUUAUGCCAAUGUGCAUCUCUUGGAGCCCAGAAUCCAGAUAGGAAUGUUUAUUUUGGGGGAGCAGCAGCAGCAGCAAGGUAGACUCAUUUAACCAUGCAUGCUGCUGUACUGAUAGGUCAAUGUCUUUAAAUAUCCAGAAUGUUUAUGCAUUGGUCAGUGGAGACACAGAAUGGGAGAGAGAGAUAGAAAGGAAAUGAUCCCCCCCCCAACAGUGUGAUAGGAGGCAGGGAGGCACAGCAGGAGGGCACAGCCUGGGAUGGCAGGAAAAGGAUAGAGACCUUGUUGGCUGCUUGGACAUAUGAAAAAGUAAGUUAUAGAUAGCAGAGAAAUGGAGAUGUAUGAACAGUCCUUUAUCUCCAGGGAUCGACAAUAGUGAUGCCCUCUACCCCUGCCCAACUCAGUCACACCAUUAAGUUCCACCAUGUUCAAUGGGAGUUAUCCCAAAUUUUCAAAAAGAGCCACAUAUUAUUUCCCAGGUAAUUGUAUCCAGCCCUUUUUGAAGUCAUGGGUGGUGACAUUUGCACUAUGACUCAGCCCCCAAGAUGACAUGGUCAAGCCCAGCACUGCAGGAAUCACAACAGAAGUGUGUUUAUACUGAAAAUAUACCUGUUAAACUUUUGGAUCAUUCAUUGUCCUUUUUUUGCUGAUGCAGUGAAAAUCUUAAUGAAGCAUAUAAGGGCAUCAUUGGAUAAGUGCAGGUGCAUUAAGAGUCUCCUCCCCUUCUACACUAGUGGUGUGCUGCUGAAUAAGAAGACCACAGCAGCCAUACUCCACUGGCAUCAAGCACAGCAUCUGAACCUGUGCAGUGUUCGGCAAUAAAAGGAGGGUUGUAAGGGCAGCAGAUGAAUGGUUGAAGCAUUCUAAUCAGUCUCCACUAAAUUUGAGGUGAGGAUCUAGAAGAGCCACUUGAUGUGGAUGUGGCAUCAGCCAUGGUUGAAGUGUCCCUGACUGAGAUAAUGUCUGCUGCUAUUCUACAUCCAGUUGUAUCUAAAACUCAGAAAACAACAGAACAGUAUCUUCUACAGCAGAAGAGUUUGGAUUUGAUAUCCCGCUUUAUCACUCCCUUUAAGGAGUCUCAAAGCGGCUAACAUUCUCCUUUCCCUUCCUCCCUCACAACAAACACUCUGUGAGGUGAGUGGGGCUGAGAGACUUCAGAGAAGUGUGACUGGCCCAAGGUCACCCAGCAGCUGCAUGUGGAGGAGCGGAGACGCGAACCCGGUUCCCCAGAUUACGAGACUACCGCUCUUAACCACUACACCACACUGGCUCCAGCACCUUGUUCUGGAAAACAAUUCCCUUCUGAAGCAGCCGCAAACCACCACUGCCACAACUAUGAAGGCCACUUCCUUUUCUUCUGGCAAUAAUAAAGUAAUGUCACACCACUUCUUCACAUCAAGGUGGUAUCUACAGCUGCGGCCACGCUAGAUGCUGACAAAUUAGGCAGCACAGCAAGCAUGGCUGGCAAGUGUCCUCCUUUGUAUGAGAGCCCAACUUAAAUGACAAAGGCAAAUACCUUAUCAACAGCAAGUACUGCAAAGUGAUUGUGUGGUUGGGGAGAGAUGGAGGAUGUUCAAAGGUUGCUACUACAUUCCAUGCAGUUUCAUCUGUCUGCACUACAGGGGACUGCUGCAAAAUGAAAGAAGCAGAACACAUCAACAGCAUCUACACAUUCUUCCAGGUUCCCCUCCCCAGGGCAAUCUCCAUGUAAAAUUGAGCAGGUGGGAGAUGUGCAGUUGAGUUUGCAUCAAAGUAUUAACAAUGGCUUACAAAGCCCUAAAUAGCUUGGGACCCAAAUACCUGCAGGAGAGCUUCUUCCAUUACCAGCUAACUUGCUCCUUAAAAUCAGGUGGCAGCAGUUCUUCUUGUAGUCCCCACUUGGAUUUUGGGGAGGGUGGUUGUAUGUAGAAAGGCCUCCUUGGUAGGACUAAAACUUUGGAACGAUCCUCCUACAAAUGUAUGCCAUUAUUGUUGGCCUAAAGAAGUCAACUGAAUACAUUUCUAUUUUUCCAUAGUUUCGUAGAGGACAUUUAAUCCUCAGCAAGAAUAUUUGAAUUGGUGUUUUAAUAAGUUGCUGCUAUUUCUUUUUAGUAUUACGAUUUUUUGUUUGAUGUACAUUGCCCUGAAUUCCUUUGGAGGAAGGAUGGUUUAUAAAUAUUUUAAAUAAACAGAAGAACCGCUAGGAAGCAAACCUGAGAGCCCAAUCGCCCUACAUGCUUCACAAGGUACAGUCCUGGGUGACGUUCGAGGAGUAGUUGAGGAAGGCCAUACAGGAGAAUGGGUACCUGCUUGUGCAACUACAAAACAGACAUAUCAAGGCUGUGGAAGGUAUUGAUUCCUGAUCACCUGGAUGGACCCACAGUUCCACGACACCUCUGGCAACUAGGUGCGGGGAGAUGGUCCUCUGGAAAUAAAAUUGAGAGAGCAUGUGACGGCCACCUGUUCUGCAAGAAAAAGGGUAAGAAGAAGCUUCCUCUUGAGUAGCAGCACUUUGUUUGCCUUUCUCCCAGGCAUACAAAGCUGUUUCUUAUCAUACUGAUCUUGGGCUAUAGGUUCCAGGAAGCUUACAGCUUUCAGAUUUUUCCUCCCUCAAGCAAAGAGAUGUGCCACAUUUCACAGCCAAUGCAAUUCUACUGCCUUUACAUUUGAGCCUCAGCGUAGAUCAGGCUUCACUAGUUAACCCUAUGUUCCUCAAAUAAACAGACAGGAAAGAUGCCCGUUUCUAGAUAAUUCACAACAACUCAUAAAACAAGAUCCAUGUAAACAGUCCAGGACAGCAAAGUUCAAAGGAGCACAAGCACCUUUUUGGUGAAACUGUCAACAUCAAGCUGAAUAAGUGCAUUGAGGCUCUAGCCAAUGAAGCGCUGAUUGAAGUACCCCAUGUGUAGUAGAAGGCCAUAUCCCCAAUCUGGCUGGUUGGGACCACUGCUCACCACCUUCCUCCUCCUGUCUAGCCUGGAAAUCCACUCCUGCUGCUUCUGCCAAGACCCAAAUUAGGAUGCAGGAGGAGCAGAGCAAUGAUAAGGAAGAUGGCCCAAAGUGGCAGCGAGCAGACCUGCUGAUCCACUGUUGUUUCCUCCACAAAGCAGGCAGCACCAGCAGGGCUUCUGUUGAUUGUAGGUCCUAAGAUUGUUGAUAUUGAUGGAGGGGCUUUUUUAAGCACUCUGGUUCCAAGCCAAUUAGGACUUGAUACACUGAUGCUAACACCUUGAAGGGAACCCAGUAGUUCACUGGUGGGCAGAGCAGGCAUGCUGGCUAGGGCAAAUAGGAGUUGGAGUCCAAGAACAUUUGGAGGGCCACAGGAUUCUCAGUUGUGGAGCAUUUAUGAUGGUGACUGCCUAAUACUGCUCAGAGCAGUAGUUGGGGCACUGUUGCUUCUGCCUGUCAUUGCCACCAGAAGGUCCUGCCCAAGCCCCAUAAGACGUGAAAUGGGCCCAGCAGCCAAUGCUGCCUUUCAGACAAAGUGAUCAGGAAGGGAAAAGAAACAGGCCCAUGAUGGCCUGGACCAGGAAAUAAGUUUUCUUGACUUUUUAAGAAAAACCUUGCAUACCUAAAAACCUUGCAUAUACAGGCACAGCCAGUAUAAUUGGAAAAGGAAGACCUAACCAACUUUGGGAUGUGAGUCAAUCCGAGAUGACUGUCCAGAGGGCAAAUUGGAUUAAACUGUGUAAAUGCACCUGUGCUCACAAGAUGUCACUCAUUCUCACCUGUUCGCAAGUCACUCAUAGGAAGGAAGCAGUGUGACUAUAUCUGCUUAAUCAAAUGUGUAUAUGCUGUGUUUUUGCUUUACUCCGAAAGCACACGGUUUCUAAUUUUCAUUGCUUUAGCUAGCAAGAAAACAAAGGUUGGUCAUUGAAGUGGUCAUCUGCUGUCACAUUGGUUCAGUAUUUCACUAGUGAGCAAGUAAAUGUCCAAAAAGAAAUCUUUGGCCUCAAAACUGAAUGACAUUUAAAAGAAAAGAAAAUAUCACUAAUUCCUAUCAUACCAUGGCUGAAGUGGUGCAUAUAGUGCUUAUUGUAAAAGGCUAGGUAUUCAGCCAUUGUGAAGUGCCCACAUCUUAACAAUAGACUAUUGAAAAGGUAAAUGAAGCUCAGACUGUUUCAAUAGUACCACUGUUGAUGGGAUCCAGUCAAAACCAUCCAGCAAGCAGUGAGUUAACUAACCAGCCCUUUGGAAGAGGAAAUGGAGGGUUGUGCUGUCUGAUUAUAUUGACAGCCACUGUGGGCAUAUAUUAAGGAGCAGAAAAGUCAUAGCUUCAAAGUCUGUGUAGCUUUGUAUCUGUCUCGCUUUUGUCUCGCAGUUUCAAGAUCCAUCAUGCUGCAUCAGAUAGCCUUGCUGGCCACUGUUACUGUCCUGGGAGUCUUGGAACAAGGUAAGGAGCAUGCCACUACUAUUAGAGACAAGUUUAAUAUCUCUUUUUAGGCAAUAUAAGCCAAAUAAGAUCUCUCAAGUUAAAUAGGAAAUACUGUAUGUACCAUUGAUGUAGCUGUUGGGAGAAAAAGAUGAACUUUAAAGUCUAAAAAGAUAAUUGACUUGCAACUCUUGCCUUAUAUUUUAGAGCGGCAGAGAAUGUAAACUGGAUUGUAAAGCCAUACUUGCAGUGUUGAUAAUGGUGUAAACAACUUUUUAAAACAUUUGUUCAUUAGAAUGCCAACAAUUGCCUGAAGAAACAAAAUUGUAAGAAGGGUCAAGAUUAACUGAACUAAAUCAAAGGGAUAAUUUGCUAGGGAAUUUAGGCUUCUCUCAUGGGAAACCUUGAGUAGUAACAAGAUGAUUUAAAUCUCUGUCUCCAGGAGUUAGAGCAAAAUACUGCAUAAAGUGAGGUACAUGGAAUGUAAAGUGUCCCUAUUGCAUCCUAGCAAUUUCAUAUGCAACGGCAGAUUAAUACAUAAAAAGGCACUCAAAUCAACUUUAUUCUUUUUGCAUAAUGAGCAGGGGAAAGAAUAAUGAUCAAGGCCGUUCAAAUCUGGCAACAAUAUAAAGAGACUUUAAUGCGGACUUGAUAGAUAGCAGCCUGUUCCCCAAAAAAACAAAAAACCCAACCCUUUAGUUGUGGUAUAAACUGACAGUGAGAUUUGUUUUUAAUUCCUGAAUUGACAGCUUGACCAAUUAAAAAUGUCAGCUAGAGUAGUGUGUUUAUUGUGUGCUGAUGUAUAAUAUCUGAAAGUCUGUUCUGGCGAUAUGCUGGGAACUGUCUUACCCUUUUUUAAAAAAACACCUGUUCAUACAAGUGGGGUCUUCAUAUGAGGGGAUAACAUGCAGAGCAAACUUGCAUGAGUUUAUGAUUCCCCUUACAACAAAAGUAUAACUGUAGGUUGUAGGGUUCCCGCCCCCCCAAAGAGGAGACUGUAAUCUCACAGGAGCUGAUGUGAGUAAACUGCCUGUUUUUUGUUAUUUUUUUAUUUCAGUUGUCCUAGCAUAUUUUUAGGAACCAGGUCUGAGUAUUAAAAAUAGAGUUGUAGAAAAUAAUCGAUUUGAUGGAAAUCUGAUGGCAAAUCAACAGUGUGUGUCAUUUAAGACUGAUCCUAAUUGUAGCAAGUGGGACUUGUAACCAGGGCUGGCCCAAGAUAUUUUGGCACCUGAGGCAAACCGCAAAGUGGUGCCCCACCUCCCAGCUAGGAAAGAAGGGGUGACUGAGUAUGUACAUCAGCAAGAAGCAACAUAGGGAUCAGCUGCCCCUGUGGAUCCUGCCACUUGAGGUGGUUGCCUCACCUUGCCUCAUGGGUGGGCCAGCCCCGACUAACAGAAUUUUGCCGUGUGGAGGCCCUGCCAUUCCUUGUUCCAGUCCAUCAGGCAUGUCUCCCCUGUGCUACUCCAUUCCCCUGCUCCCCUGGUUUUCCAUUCCCCCCCCCAAAAAAAAACAGUCGAGUCAGUACCUCACUGGGCUGCUCCUGGUUUUUUCCCCUCAAUUUUUUUUUCUUUUGUGAUAUUUCUGCAAACUUUGGGGUUCCUCCGCAUUUGCUGAUACCUCCAAUUUAUGCAUGGCUAUGCCUGUUUUGGCAUCUUAAGGAACUGUACACAUGUCUAAAAGAUAAAGGUAAAGGGACCCCUGACCGUUAGGUCUAGUCGCGAACGACUCUGGGGUUGUGGCGCUCAUCUCGCUUUAUUGGCCGAGGGAGCUGACGUUUGUCCGCAGACAGUUUUUCCAGGUCAUGUGGCUAGCAUGGCUAAGCUGCUUCUGGCGAACCAGAGCAGCGCACGGAAACGCCGUUUACCUUCCCGCCGGAGCAGUACCUAUUUAUCUACUUGCACUUUGUGCUUUCGAACUGCUAGGUGGGCAGGAGCUGGGACUGAACAACGGGAGCUCACCCCGUCACGGGGAUUUGAGCCACCGACCUUCUGAUCGCCAAGCCCUAGGCUCUGUGGUUUAGACCACAGCGCUCCCUCCCCACAAAAACAAAGAUAAUUAAGUGCUUGUGCAGGAAGCCAGAGUGAUCUUAUCUUUACCUUGGAAAGGCAGUACCCAGGCUAAUAUGAGUCAUAUUUUCUAUCUUUUGGCUUUCCCGUUAAAGCCUGACAUCCUUAGUCAAUUAAUAAAUCUCUCCCUUUCUUUUCUGGAAUAAGUCAGUGGGGGUGGAGGCAGAGAAACAUGAAAGUCAGCUGAGGGAUGCAGGUCUUAUAGAGUGCUUUCUGCAGCAGCUGAAGUAUUCCUUAAAGACACUCACAGUUAAUAAAUGUUGGUUUAUUCAGUUCCUGAAACAGCUAGGCUACUUUCCUGGUAAGGUAAUGGUCCUCUAAGCAUGGGCCAUUAAGGUGACAAAGGAAGUCAUAGUUAGAAAGACAAAGGCCAGAGUUGAGAGUUGAAUUAUGUGAGCUAGAAGCUAGAUGCUGGCAGGUGGUGCAUCUGGGAGACAUAGCCAUGCCUGAUUUCUGUUGGAAUCCAAGGCUGUGGCUUUGAGGGAAGCAAGAUCCUCUUGGGGUGAUAAUGCUGUGAACCCCUCCAUCAUAGGCUCAGGUUGUAUAUAUGUGUAAAUAAGCCUUCUAUCAUAAAGACACCACAGUCUCCAGAGUCCUUCAUUUCAAAGGAAACACAAAGGUAAGCACCUUUAACCCCUGGAAUUUCACACCGCUUAGAGAUCAGGGCGGCAUGCCGCGAUAUGAAUGAGACAUGCAAGGUAUGUGGAAAAAUAAGAGAGCUGAGAGAUUGAGGAGUCAAACUGGGAAAGAGGAGCUGAAAGACACAGUGGAGAAAAAGGAGUGAGAGUAGGCACGAAGUGAAGAAGUAAUUUGUAAAGGAUGUCUAGAGCAUGCAGUAAGAUAAAAAGGCUGGAGCAGGCGCAUGAAUAAAAGUCACACUAAAAGCCUGAGGAGAUGAUGAUGGAAGAGAUGAAAGUGGCCAGAGAAAUGAGCUAAGCAUUACCAAGAGAUGUUUUGGAGAGGAAGACUGAAUCUGAAUAUAAGAGGCAGAGUGCUGGAGUGAAAAAAGGACAUAAAAUUAAUAUAAUCUAGGAGAAAUGGAUUCAGUGCCCGCCCCGCUGUCAAGAUGUUGUGCUGCAAGGGCACAGUUCCUAAGCACUUAAAAGAAAGCAGUCAGCACUGAGAUGGAGGUCAUGGAGAAGGGAGCAAAAUCAUUGGGGGAUUUUGUUUAACAGAGGGGCUUGGUGGUUGUUUGUGAGAUAUAAUCAUGUGUAUUAACUUUUGUAUUUGUGAUUCUCUGUGUUUUCGUAAGCUGCUUAGAGGUUCUGGUGCAGGCCAUACACAUACCCAAUUAAAUAUUCAAAUAAAAAAAGAAGACCUUCCAAUUCAGAGUAGGGUGUGUGUCCGUCCGUCCGUCCGUGUCCCCUUUCCCUGGCCAGGGUUGAGCUAUCGCAUCUCUUUUUUCCAAAAGCGAAGUACCAGGGUGUAUAGCAAUUGCUGUUAAAGUUUUCACUAUUAGAUACAUUCAGCCCUUUAGCCCCCUAGUUCUCCAGUCAUUAUAUCUUCACUGCCCUCCAUGGUUGUCACUUGACAGUGCAAUGCGGACUGAGCAUUCCCAGAGACCAUACAAUUCUUUGUCUAUGUUGGUAGAGAAAUGGAAAAUGCAGGGAGUGGGUGGGCAGGAGAUGGAAUGGGUAUCUUGGGAGAGCAUGGCUGGUUGUCACUUCACAGUGCAGGACUCAGGUCUUGAUUUUAUUGGCCUUCUCAUGUUAAGAUAAGCCACAAUGCUAGGCUAAGGGCAGCUGGGAGCAAAUCUCUGCAGUUGUGUUUCUAAGAAGCGAUGGCCUCAUUGGCUUGAUUCUCUGCUUAAUUCAGUGAUCUUGAGGGGCUGCUGAAUUAUAAUUUCACUCCUUACUAGAAACCAGGCAUCCUCAACCUCGGCCCUCCAGAUGCUUUUGCCCUACAGCAUCAUGAUCCAUAGCUAGCAGGACUAGUGGUCAGGGAUGAUGGGAACUGUAGUCUCAAAACAUCUGGAGGGCUGAGGUUGAGGAAGCCUGCUAGAGACUGUCAUUCAAUAACUGAUCUGAUGACGGUGCCAGUUCCAUUAAUGAAGAUAAAAAGGGAGAGGGAGAUGUUAUACAGUCAACCAUUUUUCUUAAUAAUCAAGUUUAUAUCUCAGGCUUUCACCUCUUGAUUAGGGUAGAUGGAGUGGAAUCAAAAUGUUAAUUUAAAUGUUGUCAUUUUUCUAGCUUUCACUGCUGGGAAAGAAAAUGUACAAGCUGUUUCAAUUAAAUGUUUAAAAAUGUGGAAAUGGUUUGGGUAUUAGGGACCAAAACAACAGAGUUUUGUGGCCCCUUGAAGUCUAACAGAUUAAUUGUGGCACAAGCUCAGGAUGGAGAAGCUGUGGCCCAAGAUGUUCUUUCUUGGACUCCAGUUCCCAUCAUCUUCACUUGGCAUGGCCAGUGGUCUGGAAUGAUGGGCGUUGUAGUUCAGCAACAUCUGGAGGGCCGCAAGUUCCCAAUCCCUGGGAUAACCCUUUUCUAGCCUAGAAUCCACUUUGUCAGGUACAUGAAGCAUAAUCUUCAGUUGGCAGGCUAUCUUUUUGCAUUUCACUGCCACUGAACUCCAACCUUUACCUGUUUUCCCCUUUUACAACUGCAUGCAUCUGAAGAAGUGGACCUCCCUGUUCAAUGGAAAUUUUACUUGUUUCUUUUCCUAGUUUUUGGUGGCACUGGUUAGCCUGUUUUUGAGCCAUGAGUCUGUUUUUGUUUUACAGUUCUGAUUUUGUGGUUUUACUAUUGAUAAUGAGGUUGUUGUUAUUUUACUGCUAUCUUAAUUGUGUCUUGUAAUUAUACUUUAUUUUUUAAUGCAACCCCGCUUUGCCAUCACUUGUGAUAAAAAGUGGUAUACAAGUACAUUAAAGGAAUCAUUUUUUUAUGUGCCACGAGGUGUCUGUCCCUCUUGUUUGUUUGCUGCCACAGACUAUAAUGGCUCCUCCUCCAAGUUAUGGGUCUUCAUGCAGGAUCUAUACCCAUUUCUGUUUUAGCGCCUUUACACUUGUUCCCUUGAUAUCAAGUGUUUCAAAGCAACCCAAAACAAAACUGUGAACCCAAAAUGAAGUAUGCACACUAAUCAACAACAUAAAUCUGCUCAGAUUGCACAGUUUAAGCCUCUUGCUGAGAAUUGUUGGUUUUUGGCUGCACAAUUUUAGAAUUUUUCAGGCAUCUUUAUUGCUGUUGAGAGGAAAGCAAGACCAGGAUAAUGAGACUAAAGGUUAGUUUGCAAAUGGAUGAUUCUGUAACAAAUGAAACUUUCAUUUAUUACUCUUGCAAGUGAAAUGUGAAUGGUGCUUGCUAGUGCGGAUGAGCAAACUAUGGGCAUACUGCUCAUCCUCCAUUGUGCAACUAGCUGCUAUUGGUUGUUAUUUAGUGUAAUAAACAUAAUUUAAAAAACAAUAGAGAACCCAUUGUGCUUCAUUGGGUGAAAUAACUGGCUUCUCUUUCCUCCUUGUUUUACUUCCCAUCCAGCCUAUUUUGCCAUGCAGGUGAUCUACGUUCGGCGGAAGUGCAAAGUCUCUCCUCCUGUGACUUCAGGUCCACCAGAAUUUGAAAGGAUCUUCAGAGCUCAGUAAGUUAACCUGCUUCCUCCUUCCCUUCCCUUCCCUUCCCUUCCCUUCCUUUCCUUUCCAUGCCACCCCUCUCUAUAAUUUAAGUUUAUCCCAGCUUCCCACCCCUGGAGAUGUGAAUCUAGAUUACUCCAAGUAGGCAUAUCUCCCAGCGGCAUACUUCCAGUCACGUGGUGACAUUGGUUACCAUACAGUCAUCUACUUAGUUCCUAAACCAUACUUAGAACCAACUUCUAUUGGCAACAGCAGCUGUAAUUCUGCGUACACAUUUUAUGUGAUCAGGGUGUUAACCAACCACAUAUUUCCUCCGCCCCCAUUUCAGUCUCUCCAACGGGCUGCAUAGACUGGCAAUGCAUCAUCUCCAAAGGUUGCGUUUGAAAAAUUCUUAGAAGAGAGUUGCAUCAACAGGAGAUGCUGUGGUCUUGUUUGGGGGUUUCCCACAGGCAUGUGGUUGGCCAAUGUGAGAACAGGCAAAGACAUUUUGAUGAAACCUUUGACCAGUUUAAGAGACACUGACAUGCUUGUUGGCACAGAUGAGGUGCAACCACAUACACUUCAUAUACUACUUCUUGCCGUAGUUGUGUAACAACUGUGUAUUAUACUCACUGGCUUCAUGUCUGUGUGAUGUGACUACAAGAUCACUGAGUUUGAACACCAGACCUUCCAUACAUUGCAACAUUUGUGGAACAAAUAGUCUUGAGUUUUUGGCAGUUCAGUGAAUGUUUAGCAUUGAAGUGAUUUCGUGGCCCUUGUGAUUUUGUCCCUUGGGUAGCAUUUUGGCCAGCAUGCAGCUGAAUUCUGAUGGCAGGGAAGAGCAAGCUGUGACUGAGAGGCUCUGCUUAGCAAAGAAUUCCUACCCACUCACCUCUGCACAGCGCACUUGACCACCUCCUCUGGUUUCUAACUGACACUUUUUUUUAAAAAAAAAAGAUAUUUAUUAAGAUUUUCAGAGUAUUACAAAACAAAAAGAAAAAGAAAAAAGAAAAAAUACAAAGUAAAAAUAGUUAAAAACAAUUCAUUCCUUCCAUUGCUUAGCCUUCAUUUGCUUAUUUCCAGUACCUCCUCACACCUCCCUUUUUUGUAUUCCAGUUCAGUUAUUAGUUCAACAAAUCCCUCCCCUCUUUAUGUAUCCUAAUCAUUAAUCAUAAAAUAUUGUAAUUUUAGAUUUUUACCUAUUAAUAAACCAUUUUUUCAUAUUCCCUUAUAACAUUUCAGCUAAAGACCACUUAGUUUCUAUCCAACAUCAUUCUAACAUUCAUUAAUUUUGCAAUAUUUCUGUAAAUAGUCUUUAAACUUUUUCCAAUCUUCUUCCAUCAACUCUUCUCCCUGGUCUCGGAUUCUGCCAGUCAUUUCCCCCAACUAACUGACACUUUCAAAGGAGAUGCUAAAAUUGCUUUUAGAAUUCCGCAAAGACAUCGUGACAGUCUGCAUUCAAUGUAUGAAAAAAGGGGGUUCCAAUUAACACAUUCAUUUUAAAGGUAGUAAAGCUUGCCAGAGACUUAACAGUGAUGGUCAUAUACCCUUGUGUCCACAUGGGAAGUCACAAAAUAUAUGUGGGGGGGGGCAGGUAAGUUUUAUCAGAGAAGAUGCUGAUGUUUUUACACUGAAAUGAUAACUGCUUAAGAGCAAUCUGUACUUCACACUGACAGCCCCGUAUCUUCAAAGUUCAAGGUAGGAGGGAACAAUUUGCUUUGAACAAAGGACAAGGAGAAAUGGAGGGCUUCACCUUUCCCUUAUUGGAUGUUUCCCUUUCCCUCUAAACCCUCCCCCCAGGUUCCAGACCCAUUUUUGUGAAGUAAACAUGUACCUGGAACACAGUUGUGGGCAAAACCUGCUACCCACAAUUUUCAGAGGAAAAGCAAAGUAGCAAUGCAAAUUUUCUCUCCAGUGGGAGUUUUAUGAGAGCAAAGAGGACCAUGGGCCUUUAUUGUACACAGCUGCAGUAUAAUAUGUAAUUUGCCUCUCAGCUGAAUGUAGCCGCCUGCAGACUUUGCCAUUCUAAAAAUAAGCAUCAGUCCACCCGCAUCUGUUCAUAAACAGACACACAUGUGUGUCAUUUAAAAUUAAAUGGGCUCUACUGUGUCCAGCUGUAUCCUAUUCAGACUUUUAAUGAUUGAUGUGUGUACUGGUAAUCACCAGAUUGGACUACUGUAACAUAACUUUACAUCGGCCUGUCUUUCUGAAGACUGAAUUGAAACUUCAGUCAGUUCAAAGUGUGCUAGUAUGUCUCUCUGAUGGAUACAGUGCAGAGGAAGCAGAUACUACCUGGGCCAAGAUAAGUUCAUUGGCACAAUAUCUUUUUUCUGGGCAAUUUCAAACCUGAAAUGACCUAAACUCUAGAAUACAUUGGGGAAACAAGUGCCCAUUCCCACAUGCCAACCUUAUCCAAGAUCUGGCUGACUGAAAUAAGGGACAGGGCCUGCAGGGCCUUGUGAGUGGUGGCACCUAUACUCUGAGAUUUACCUUAAGAGCACUGUUUAGAGAUGGUGGCUAAUCAGAUUUUGUUUUAUUUUUGAAUGGUUUCUAAUGGAUUUUAAUAGCUAUUUCAUUUUAUUAUAUGUUCUAUUUUAUAUAUUUUUUGUUGGGACUGUCUCAUAUUUCUGCAGUGACUUGUCCCAUGGGCUCCGUUGAGCCACAGUGUGAGAUUUAAAAUGAUUAAAUAAACCUCGUGUUGUUCUCCCAUUGCAGUCCCCUUAUUCUUUAUUCAGCUCUCCAAUGGCAAAUAUGUCCACCUCUGUUAAUGCUGCAGUUCCGUGAUACCACUGCUUAGAUCUCUUCCCUCUUGGCUUCCUGUCUGCUCUUACAUGCAGCGUGACCUCUUCAUCCUUUCUCUUGAAAACCUUCAAGCAGACCUUGCCCCCGCCUCUUUUCUUUCAUCCCAUGACGCUAACCUUUCAGAGUUCCUUGAGAGUGGCAAGUAUACAGGCAGAAGUGAUCCAGUCAACACAGCAUACAUAAGACUUUCAAAAAGACUCCCCCAUUCAGCUUAGCAGUCACAGAACAAUAAGCAAGUUCCUCUUUUGGAUCAGUAACUGGUUACAGAACAGAGAGCAGAGAGAGUAUGCAUCAGUACAAACUUCUGGGAAUGGAGGAAGUAGAGCCCCAUCCCCCCCCCCCCCGGCAUUGGGACCUGCUUUUUCUUGGCUGCUCUGAAGUUCUCCGUUCACAACCUCCACUCUUCUUACCUCUGAAGCUCUUCUCCUCUCAAAUGACUCUACCCUUUCCCCCUUGCUGCCCUGUGUGUGCUUCAAACUGCCUCUUAGAACACUUGUAGGGUGCCAGCUCUUCCUUCAAAUUUCACCUCUCCUUUUCCAUGAAUGCUUUGGCACAACCUCCUUUGACCAAACUGCAUCUAAGCCUAAGUAUGUGCAUUACUGUAUGGAGCUGCCUAUGUCUCCCUUGUUAUCUGUCUCCUUUGCUACCCCCACCCAGUUCCUCCCUUGUCUCCCCUUUGUUGAAUUUUUGAAUGCGAGCCCACUGAUGUUUUUUUCCUUAAUCGUAACACAAGGCGCAUUGAUGGCAGUAUAUAAGCAUAGUGAAUUACACAGCACAAAAUUUCCCCUGUAUUUUCAGUAUCUCUCAGCAAUAGAAGCAACUUCUUUGUUCCUUUUUAACGAAAAGCUUAAGAUUCUCUGCAUUCAACAGGAGUUCCUUGCUGCCGUUCCUCACCCGCCAAGUACCAGAGUAGUAUGGCCACAAUCAGAUAGUACCUGGAUUCUUCUCCCUUGUCAUGUUCAUGGCAGUGAUUGAGCAUGUCAGAGCCUUGCAUUUGCCUCAUGAAAUGUCAAGGAAGCAUUAAGAUAAGCCUUUUAGAUAUUCCAAAUGAACUGGUACCAACUUUCACCUUCUAGCUAGAGGUCAGGAGAGAAAGGUUCUAUUCCAGCCUUCUCUCUGACACCCUCAUCUCAGGGAAGAGUUUUCUUUGCAGGGACAUUCAGUCAUGUAAAAUGUCUUAAAGUGGUACAGCCCAGACACUGGUCCAUUCUCUGCAGUGUGAACUAGACCAUAGUGUUGCGGGUUGGAGAUAAGGAUAGUGUGCCCAGUGUGGGGUGCUCCGUGAUAAAUCCAGUCAUUAAAUAAGCUGGUUAGGUGGGAUAUUAUCCAGGGUCUAAGCCUCUGUGAUCGUUGUGUGUCAUCUCCCCACCCCCAAACUACAGAUUAAUUAAUUUUCUUCUUUGUUUUGUUUAGAGCAAAUUGCACCGAAUACUUCCCAAUAUUUCUUUCACUCUUGUGGGUGGCUGGAGUCUUUUUCCAUCAAGGUAAAAAGCAAACCUUAAUUCAUAAAACUCUUAAUGUGAAAAGCAUAAAACGUUUUUGUCAGCUAAGCUGCUGCCGCUACGCUACUUACACAGCUGCCAAAUGAUGUUUGUUGCUACAUCAUAGGGUGGCACUCAGCUGCCGUGUCAUGUCAGUGCAAGAGUUCUGCUUGUGCAAUGGGACUUCCCCCCACCCCUCUUCCCUGUCUGGUGUGGGAGUAGGAGAGAGGGAGAACUUUCUCUUGGGCAAGUAGAAAUCAUUGUGCUGGUGGAACAAGACACUUAAGUAUUCUGUUGGAUUUCAUCCUAUGCUAACAUUAUUGCAUAUUUUGAGCAAAGGGUUCAAAGCAAGGGUUCUGCUCUUUAAAUGAGGUGGCUUCAUGCUUCAGGUUAGAAGUGGGCAACUUAUUUUGCUUCUGAAGAUCACAUGUGAUGGGUGGCCACUCAGGGGCCUCAUUCCACUGGGCUGAUGUUGGCUGUUGCCUGCACAUAGAUGUUUUAUGUCUCUCAUGUGCAGACACAUGCGCUCUCUCUCUCUCACUUACACACACACACACACACACUGUCGCUUGCACACAUUCAUGGUAAACAUGAUUGCUGCAAGUGUCUUUCACUGCAAAGUGUGACUAAUAUAACCUGUAAGUCAGGACCCAAUCAGAGAUACAGGCACACAGGGGGUUUAAGAUGUCAGUAUCCUGUCUGUACUUGACUUGCUUGCUGCAGGAAGCAGUGGUGAAACUACAGCAGUUGUUUCUGCCACAUGUAAUGUGUGAAGCCACUCUAACAUGUUUUUACCCUCAGUUUUGCUUGCAAGUUUGUGAAAGGGUGAAAACAAAUGCUCAUUUGAGCCACUUCUUGAAACUGUUUUGUGUAGCAUGUGACAUAAUGGCCCAAUCCACAUAGCAAGUCCUUUACUCCCCAAAUUCCCUUUGGUUGUGGUAGCAUGGUAAUUCCAGAGCCUAGGGGGGGAAUCUUUAAAGUUCCAGGAAAGUCACUGCUGUCAGGGGAAGGGCUAAGUAGAAUCCUUCUCCUCUGACCUCUAGCUGGGAGGUGCUAUGACCUUCCAAGUUGGUGCUGAUUGAUUUGGAAGACCUCAAAGGCUUAUUUUAAUGCUUAAGUCACAGCAAAAACAAGAAUCCUGUGGCAACUUAAAACACUGACAAAUUUAAUGUGGCACAAUAGCACAAGAUGCUUUCAAGUAGUGAUGGUAUGGUAAAUAGUUGUUUUCACUAUUAAGGCAAGGCUAAUGCAGGGGCUGUUGUGACCUCAGACUCCUGCUUUGCUUUGGUUCCCUUCUCCAAAUAACUGAUGAAUGCGGACUUCUGCAGAACUUUGUGUGCUUGGAUGUAUCUUGUGAGUUGUUGUAGCGUAGUGCUUAAGAGCAGGAACUGUAAGCGUAAGCUUUUGAUGGGUUUUUUGUUUGAAAAUAGGGUCAAUCUUCCCAAGUCUUUCCAUAAUAACUACUUUGAUUGUCUCCUCCUAUAGUUUUGGCUGCAUGCUGUGGGGUUCUUUAUCUGAUUGCUCGCUAUCAGUACUUUAGUGGAUAUGCACGAUGUGCUCAAGGAAGGUGAGUUGUUCUAAGCACAAUGCUCUGUGUUUUUCAGUGUGCCAGUCAGCUUCUCUCUCAAAUAGGCAAGUGCCUGUCUGCCACCUCUGGAUAUUAGCUGGCAUCUGCAGUCUUGAUGGCAGCCUAACCUUGUAUCCCUUCAGGCUACUGAUGGGGGGUGGGCAUACAGAGCCGAGUGCUCUUCCAUACCAAACACAUUCCUUACUUAUAGAAAACUAAGUAUCGGGGGGCAUUACCGUUUUCCUGGCAUCUAGAUUUUUAUGUGUAGGUAUGUGUUGUAGUUUCUUGAUGCAGAGGUGCAUUUAAACCCGUGAGCUCCAACUGCAGCCUGAAAUGAUACACCCCACAAACAGACUGACCACUUUACUGAGAGCAGUACCUUGCUUCAGCAACCACAGGUGGCACACAUUCUUGAUCUCCUUUUUACAAAACCUCUUUGGAAAGCAGCCCUGCUUAAGGAUGUCCCAUGUCAGGAGAUAAUUGCCCUGUAAUCAUCAUAGGGGGUGGGGCUUGGACUUGACUGAUGACUUUCUUAGGAAAGAGAACAGGAAGGGGGUCACUGGACAGGAGCUUCAAAAGUCCUGUAAGUGACUGUAUCCUCCUUGGUUCCCAGUUCCAACAGGAUCCUGUGUUAUAUGGAAAACUUUCUAUUUGUUGAAAUUCUGUUUGGUGUUGUCAUCAGAAAUGGCCAAAGAAAUUAGAAAAAGAUUUAAAACCAGAUUUAACAAAUGGUACACAUGAGGUUGUGAGAGCUAAAACUUUUCUAUACCUUCAGACUAAUUGCAGUUGUCUCAAAGUCUAUUUAUCAUAUUACUAUGGAAAUCAUUACCCAAGAGAAGCUUUUAGUAAGUGUCCCAACUGACCACCCGAUCCUAAUAGCAACUAACAUCUUGUGUUCUUGUUCCUCUCCACAGACUCGCCCCCUUGUACCUCAGUGCUGGAGUUCUUUGCAUUCUUAUCGGCUUGUCUGUUACAGGGCUCCUUGUCUAUUUUGUGCCACUCCCACGUUUUUUAUUCCCGAAGUGAGCUUCUGAGUCAGCAUCUACUGCCCUUCUGCUGGUAAAUUAUCCUGCUUAUGACACCAUAGGUUUCAACUGUCCAACAUUCAUUUCAUUUCUUUAAAUUAAAAUGAUUGUACAUCUUGCUUUCUUUUUAAAAAAAGCAAUUUUGUGAUGGUACAUUUUCUUAGCUGUGUUGUGGUUGCAGCAGUUUUUACAUUAAAGUGAC